AACUCGGUUUCAGUCUUCAGCUAUCUUUCGGAGUAAGCGAAGCACCUCAUCGUCAGUCAAAUUGCAUAAAUAUACUUGUUUGUUGGUGCCAUAAUUUUAUUCACUGUGUACUCUGAGCUGUAGUCAACAUUAGCAAAAUACUUAAACCGAUAUUUACAUUGAAAUCCUACAACUUGUGAUAUAACACAAUUUGGCCCUUUGGUGAAAAUAGGGAUGUACCGGCACGGAGAAGAAAAAGGUGGCAAAGCACCGACGAUAAGCGGCCCGGCUAUCGGCAAGCAGAGAAUCGCCGUUUUUGGACAACACGACGUCGGAAAGUCAGCAUUUACUGUGAGAUUCUUGACGCGGAAAUUCAUCGGAGAGUACAAGUCCAACACAGAUUUGCUCUACCGUCAAACACUCGCCAUCAGCCACGGGAGCUCUCUCGACAUCGAAAUCGUCGACAUUUCCACCUCCUUCGUGGACGGGGCUGAAUGCAUCGAGCGUAAAACUUUCCCUGUCGAAGAACUCUAUCGCGCCGACGGAUUCAUCAUCGUCUAUUCCAUCACGGACCGAAGCUCGUUCGAGACAGCGAUGCAGGCUCUCAGGGAUAUUCAAAAAAUCCGCAAUAUUUACAAACCUCCGACGACUGAAAAUGGGAAUUCAUCGAGAACGACUCCACCUCCCCCCACAAAUACGAAGUUAGGUCCCCCCGUUCACGUCACCCUCAUCGGGAACAAAUGUGACCUAGUGCAUCAACGAACCGUGGACCGACUUGAAGGGGUGGGGGCGGCGGAGAAGUUCGGGUGUCAAUUUUACGAGCUGUCCGUGGCGGAGAACUCGCCCGAAGUUUAUUCCAGUUUCCACUCGAUAAUCACUUCACUCAUCGCCACCAACGUUCCGCCGCCCAAGCGGAAAUUCUCCGUGAGCAAGAUGCUGGCCAGUCUGCGCCUCGGGAAGAAUUCGCCCUCCAACGCGAGCCCAGUCCCCAUCGCGCCCGCCUCCAUCGCGGACACCAACGUCGUCACCAACGACGCCGCCUCCUUCCCGAAUUCUCCAGCGGGGAGCAGAGAGGGCAGUCCGGGCGUGAGUGGGUCGUCGAAGGGGGCGAAGCAUGAGCGCCAAGGGUCGGGCGACUCGACGUCUUCGUUCACUUCCAGCAUUUGUCAGCUCAAAUCGAAGCUCGUGGUUUUCAAUUCCAUGAAAAAGAGGCAAAGCUCACCACCCAUUUGUUCCCUUUGAGCCACGUUGUACUCGUAAUUUGAAGCAUAAUGGUGAUGAUAUUGAUAUUGUUCUCAGUUCUAUUCCAAUUAGUAUUUGCACAAUGUGUACAUAAUUUAUUUCUUCAUGUUAUCUGCACUCAUAAAUCUAUAGACAUAAUUUGAUACGUUAUUACCGUGUACCUUAAUUGCUUCAUAUACCUACAUUAUUUUGUGCUAAUGGUGGAAAGAAUGAGAGUUCAACGAGUGAAAAUUGAGACUUCGUCAGUUGUAAUAA
This is a messenger RNA of Folsomia candida, 1476 nucleotides long. Its product is annotated as ras-related and estrogen-regulated growth inhibitor-like protein. Gene Ontology annotation, molecular function: GTP binding; GTPase activity. NCBI's taxonomy places the organism in Eukaryota, Metazoa, Arthropoda, Collembola, Entomobryomorpha, Isotomidae. The transcript is spliced from 3 exons. Bases 214 to 1221 code for a protein of 335 amino acids. The record is from RefSeq and is a predicted model, not a curated record.